Messenger RNA from Raphanus sativus (radish), 2861 nucleotides. RefSeq names its product protein ENHANCED DISEASE RESISTANCE 4. Gene Ontology annotation, biological process: regulation of defense response to fungus. The record is from RefSeq and is a predicted model, not a curated record. The coding region runs from base 816 to 2621 and encodes 601 amino acids. Lineage: Eukaryota; Viridiplantae; Streptophyta; Magnoliopsida; Brassicales; Brassicaceae. The transcript has 2 exons.
ACUCGUUUCGCUAUCUCGACUUCUUCUUUCUUCUGCUUCUUUGAAUCAAAGCUCUGUUUUAGUGCUUGCAACAACAAUAACUAAGCCAGCGUUUUUUUUUCUCUUUUCUUUCUUAUAAAGAACCAACAAAUGGGUUUUGUUUAAUGGUUCUGCUUUGUGAAAGAACGAGUCGUGGGUUACGAUUCUGUUGACUUGGCUAUCAUAGAAGAACACUACACCAUACAUUUUAGAGAAGGAAGAAAAAAAACUUUCUCGACACGGAAAGGGAGAGACUUUUCUCAAAGGAGAGAAAACACAACAUCCCAAAGUUCAAAACCUCUCCAAGGAUUUGGCUUUUUUUUUGUCUCUCUUCCUUUCUCUACUUCGCCCCCACGACAAGAAAUUCUCUCUCUCUAUAAACAUAUUUCACCUCACCUCACCAUUUCUAUUUUCUCUCUCUCUCUCUCUAUACAAUUUUAACCUUCUUUUUUCUUUCUUCAUAAUCUCUCCAGUUUUCAAGAGCUUAUUUUACUUCGUUUUCUUUGAUUCAACAUGGUUUCCUGUCAAGAUCUUACCACCGGACCUCUCUUUAUGAAUUCUUGAAUGACGUUUAUGCUCUCAGAUUUCUUUUACUCCCAAUCAGUUUAUGCUUCUUUGCUCUUUCUCCUCUUCAUCAAAGUUUAAAAUCAUACCGCGUUGACCUUCUUCAUCUUCUGGUCUCCUCUCAAGUUUCUGUUUAAAACUCGAAGAAACUUCACAAAGUUUCUAUCUUUUACUCUUGGUUCUUCUUCUUGCUCUCUGUCAUCAAGUCGAGAUUCAGAAGGUUGGUACCAAAAAUGGCGAGCAAGUCUGGUCAGAAAGUCAGGUUGGUGAAAUGCCCCAAGUGCUUUAAGAUUCUUCAGGAAUACGAAGAUGUUCCUGUUUAUCAGUGUGGUGGCUGUUCAACUAUCCUUCAAGCUAAAAGACGGACUAUUGCUCCAAACAUAACACCAAGUGAAGAAGGCGCAGAGGUUGCUCAAGCCAGUGAACCAGGUGAAGGAGGUACAGAGGGUGCUCAAGCAAGUGAACCGCCUGAAACCAACAAUGUGUCCAGCAGCUCAGAGCAGGACACGGUUCUUCCACCACCCACAGAUCGUUCCACGGGAAAGGUUGAUGAGAAGGCUAGGGAUGGAUCCUUGGAGUCUACUGAGAAUCAGCUCGGUGGCUCUAUAAGAGAGGAGAGGAAUGAAAACCAACUCCAAGAACGCUCACUUGAUGAUUCUGACAAGAACGAAGGAGAAGACAACUCCAGAAGACUGAAGUCUGAUAUAAAACUCGUGGUACAAGCUAUGGAACCGGGGACUACUAGCUCAGGAAGUUUGAAUGCUGAUCAUGUGGUGGAUGAUGCAAGAGCGAGCGAUUCGUCCAGUGAUGCUUACCGCAAGCUCGAAGCUGGCACCUCUCCUGAUGCUUCUCCGGUUGAAGAAGAGCAAAACGAAGAUGAUUACUUUUUCAACGGUCACAGGGAGUCAACAGAUGAUAAUCCAGCAAACAAGACUUGUUCUACCUAUGAUGAGAGUGAGUCUUCCUCCGACGAAAGAGAAGACGAACUUCUCGAUGAAAACGAACAAUGGGAAGCUCUUCAGGAAAUAAGCUCAGGCAAAUUUCAAAUGCAGAGAUACCCUGAAAAUUUCAAGGAGCAAAGAAGAGGUAGUUCCUCCUCAGCCACUACUUUCUCUGACAAGAGGCCUAAUGUGACUACAACAACCACAUACAUGGAACGGUAUCAGAACAGGUCUCUGCAACUUGAGGGACCAGGAGGACGUCUUGGAAGACAAGGGAGGAAUCAUAUGACACGGCCUAACAUACCUUUCUAUCCGAGAGAACCAUACACACGUGUAAGCCCUUCAUAUCCAUCCCAAGAUGAGUUUGAUCGGCACUCCCGUGCACACUCGCUUCAAAUGCCUCCGUACGAGAGUGCUGACCAUAUGUAUCACAACAUCACAAGAGCAAGAGGUCGGGGACAAGGGAGCAGGUUCUCAGGAGAGAUGACGAAUGACAGAAGAAACCAUCCCGGUUGGUAUUCAGGGCAGCUUCAUAGCUCUUACAGUUCGUAUCCUGCAAGUCCACAAAGGCCAAUGGAACAACAACCUGCGUAUUAUCCGAGAUGGAGCCACGAGAUAGUCUCUGAUGCGGAGGAUCGUCAGCGUGAUAGACAUGCAGGUGGCCACCACCAUGACUUACAGGCCCGUCGUCUAAGAGAGAGACAACGCCUGGCCAAGCGUCAUAUCCGUCCAACAGCCGGUGGGGCCCCUUUCGUUAGCUGUUACAGCUGCUCAGAAAACCUACAGCUUCCUGUGGACUUUCUCAUCUUCAAGAGGAAGUAUCAUCUUCUCAGAUGCGGCAGAUGCACCACUGUUCUCAGAUUCUCACUUGAGUCCAGAACUCAUUUAGUUCCUGCUGUAAAACAUGACAUAAACGCUAGCAAUUCAAUACUAGAGUCUCCCAGAGACAAAGCUCCUUUCAAACCACCAGAAAAGCCGAACUCCUCUGCUCAGGAAGAGGAGAUACCUGUAGCUAGAGGCUCUCCGCUUCAUAGGCUGAUGGGAUACUCUACUGUGAGCCAAGUCUUUAAAGCCUCUCAGCGUCCUCCUUCUCUGUAGACCUCUGCUUCUGAGAUCAAGCAACGAGAACUAUGCGCUUCUCAGAUGGAAAGUUUUGCCAUUCUUUUUUCUCAAAUCUGUGUAUAGGUAAAAGAUUUGUUUAUGCACUUCUGUUUAACACCAUGACACUUGUGCAAAUUACACAUAAGAUAUUUUUUAUCUGUUGUAGAUAGUUUCAUGUAGUAUUUGUUAUGUUUGUAACAAUAUUGAAUUCAUUACCAAUCUACUAUAACUUUACCA